UUCCGGUGGCUCCUUUUCUCUCUCCUCAGUGGCUCAGCAGAGAUUUAGCAGCUCGUCUGGAGAAAGGAAUGAAUCUGAUGAUUGUGAUGAUGACGGUGUUGUCUUCCAGGACUGAGCCGAAUGCGCGUGGUAGGGAGGACCGAAGCGCGUAACCAAGGCGGAGCCGUGCCUGUGUGUGCGCGCCCCCGCCCCGUGCGCUCCCUGAUUAAGGCUUUAUUGCAGCAGUAGUGUUAAUGACCGUUCUCGCUCCUCUGGACCUGCGUCGUGUGUGUGUGUGUGUGUGUGUGUGUGUGUGUGUGUGUGUGUGUGUGUGUGUGUGUGUGUGUGUGUGAGACAGAGAGCGUGUGAGUGUGUGUUAAUGACUGCUGUCACUCCUCUGGACCAUUGUAGUGUGUGUGUGAGUGUUUGUGUGUGGAUUUAAUCUGCCAGCCAGUGAGGAUGAGUGAGGAGGCGAGUAGUGUGCCGAGAGAGCUGCUGGAGAGCGUUCAGGAUGCAGUGGGCAGGAAAAUCAAACUGGGCUUUAAGAAGAAAGUCAAACUGGAGGUCAAAGGUGAUAAAGUGGAGAACAGAGUGCUGGCUCUGGCAUCACAUCGUGGCUAUCUCCUCACUGCACGAAUUCCUGCCAAGGUAGAACAGACGUUCAGCUUUUUGGAGAUUCAGGGGAUCACAUGUUCCAAACCCACACAGUGUGUGUUGGAGUAUGAGAGAGGUCAGAUCUCCCUCAGACUGGUGUCCAUGGAGGAGGUGAACGAGAUGGUGUGUCACAUCGGUGUGUGUGUGCAGAAGAUCUGUCCUUCUCUGUCUCCUGUUAAGGUGAUGAAGAAGUUGUCCAUGGAACCUCCAGAGAGAAUCACAGCUCUGCAGAGUGUCUGGGAGACUCAGGGUUCAGGAGAAUUCGGACCCUGCGGUGGAUUCUCUCAGCAGUACAGGUGUGUGUGUGACUGGCUCGGCUUACCUUACAGAGAAGAGGUUCAGUGGGACGUGGAUACCAUUUAUCUGACACAGGACACACGUGAGCUGAACCUGCAGGACUUCAGUCACCUGGAGAACAGGGAUUUGGUAGCAAUAAUCGCCGUUCUGGAGUUUAACCAGUGGUUCACCAAACUGACUACAAAGGACUAUAAACUGUCUGCAGAUGUGUGUGAUCAGAUUUUGAGAGUUGUUGCGCGUUCCAGUCAUCUGGAGGAGCUCGUCCUGGACAACGCAGGACUCAAAACGGAUUUUGCACAGAAGCUGGCAAACGCUCUCUCGCAAAACUCCAGCUCAGGACUGCACUCCCUGAACCUCUCUAACAAUCCUCUGGAGGACAGAGGAGUUGCUUUUUUAGGCGCUCAGUUUGCUAAACUACGUAAAGGCCUCAAACACCUCAACCUCUCCAGAACCUCGUUGUCACCCAAAGGGGUGAACAGCCUGGCCCAGUCGCUGAGUUCUAACCAGUCCAUGCCCAACACACUCAGCUACCUGGACCUCUCAGGGAACCUCCUGCGUGGAGAUGAUCUCUCGCAUUUUUAUCACUUCCUGGGGCAGCCGAACAGCCUGAGUAUGCUGGACCUGUCCAACACCGACUGCUCGCUCGACACGCUUUGCUCUGCUCUCCUGAAAGGAUCUCUGCAGCAUCUCUCUGUUCUCAAUGUGUCCAAGAGCGUCUUCGCUCACAGGAAAGGUAAAGAUAUUUCUCCUGCAUUUAAGCAGUUCUUCAGCAGUGCCGUCGCUCUCAACACCAUCAACGUCUCCGGAACCAAACUUCCACCUGAGGCUUUAAAAGCGCUCCUCCUGGGCCUGGCCUGUAACCCCAGCCUGAAGGAGGUGUCUCUGGACCUCAGCUGCUGUGAGCUCCGCUCUGGAGGCUCACAGAUCCUGGAAGGCUGUAUCGCUGAGAUCCCCAACAUCUCCAGCCUGGAUAUUUCUGAUAACGGUCUGGACUCGGACAUGGGCACGCUGCUGGUGUGGCUCGCCAAGAAUCGCUCCAUCAGACACCUGUCUCUUGGCAAGAACUUCACCAACAUCAAAUCAAAAAAUCUGGCCCCGGUCCUCGACAACCUCGUUCACUUGAUCCAGGAGGAAGAAUCACCUCUGGCGUCUCUGUCUCUGGCCGACUCGAAGCUGAAGGCAGAUCUGAGUAUGGUUCUGAACGCGCUGGGCAGUAACAGCUCUCUGACUCGAGUGGAUAUCAGUGGGAAUGGGAUGGGGGACCUCGGGGCCAAGAUGCUGGCUAAAGCCCUGCAGAUUAACAGCAAGCUCAGGACCAUCAUCUGGGACAGGAACAACAUCAGUCCUCAGGGUCUACAGGACGUGGCUGCGGCACUGGAGAAAAACUUCACCAUCCGUUUCAUGCCCAUCCCCAUCAUCGACGCGUCUCAGGCACUGAAGGCGAGUCCAGAGAAAACCGAGGACGCACUGAUGCGGAUGGAGAACUAUCUCUUCAGGAACCAUGAAACUCGUAAAUAUGUUCAGGAGCAGGCGUACCGUCUUCAGCAGGGCAUUGUGACCACCACCACACAGCAGAUGAUCGACCGGAUCUGUGUGAAGGUCCAGGACCACCUAAACUCUCUGAAGAACUCCGAGCAGGAUGCCAUAUUGGAAGACGUCAGAACGGCAGAGAACCUGAUCAAGGACGCGAGGAACUCGAAAACGCUCCUCCCCAACCUGUACCAUCUUGGUGCUGCAUCCCGGAAAGAGCUGAACGGUUCCUCUGUCGGUCCAAUCCAGGAGAAACUGGACUCCAUGGCUGGAGAAGUGGCACAGGUUAUGGACGAGCAGCUCCAGAGUCUUUUGGAAUCGAUGGUGGACACAGCGGAGAGUCUCUGUCCUCAUGUGAUGCGGAAACCCAACCUGCGUCAUGAGCUGAUCAAAGCAGGGACAGGGAAGAUGACGGUACCACGAAGCUUCGUCAAGAACACGCUGCUUGAGCAGUCUGGCAUUGACAUCAUCAACAAGAUCAGUGAAGUAAAGCUGAGUCUGGCUUCAUUCCUCUCCGAUCGGAUCGUUGAUGAAAUUUUGGAAGCUCUGUCCGGUUCUCAGAAUGCGUUGGCAGAGCACCUGGUGAGAAAAGGGCGUCCCUUAGUGCAACAGGAGUCCAUGGAAUUGGACGUAUCCGAGCUCAGGACCUCCAAACGGAGCACCAUGGAGCUGGAGGCUGAGAGGCUGGAUGACCUGGAGGCCUGCAUGAUGACUCCAAAGUCGAAAAGAAAGAGUAUCCACAGCCGGAUGCUGAGGCCUGUCUCCAGAGCAUUUGAGAUGGAAUUUGACCUGGACAAAGCUCUGGAGGAUGUCCCCAUCCAUAUUGAAGACCCUUCACCUCCAGCCAAACUGAACAAAAAGCCAUCAGGAGUCGUGGGAGAGCUGCCGUCUGAGGAAGCCAAGAAACUCCAACAUUACACCAAAUUACGGCCCAAGAGGAACAAGAAGACCCAGUCAAGCAGGGUUCCUCAGCUCAGCAGGAUGCCAUCUCAGGAAGGAGAGCAGAACGGCCUAAUGGGAAGGGUGGACGAGGGUGUGGACGAGUUCUUCACCAAGAAAGUCACCAAGAUAGACAAGAAGCAGUCCUUAAAGGCCUCAGACUCUCAGGAUACUGAAAAGAAGCGUGAUUUGCGCAAAGGGGGCUUUCUGAACCUCAUCAAGUCCCGCUCGGGCAAAGACAAGGACAAGGACAAGGAGAAAGACAAGGAGAAAGACAAGGAGAAGGAGAAGGACAAGGAGAAGGAUCGAGGUCAGGAGAAGGAGAAGGCUUCCACUUCAGCCCCACCUCUGUCUCCAGUCCCCCAGGCUGCAGAGGAACCCUUGUCUCCUAAGGCCAAGCCUCAGUCGUUACGUUCGGAGCGAAGCAGCAGUUCCGAGCGCUCUGAGGAACUGAAGACUCCCGACUAUGGAGUCCAGGUGAUGGGCUCCGGCCUGCUCGCCGAGAUGAAGGCCAAGCAGGAGAAGAGAGCCAAGAUCUCGGACUCCUCAUCGAGUCCAGAGAAGCCAGACGGACCUCCAUCAGGUCAGGGUAAGGUGGAGGUCAGCAGCACUGUGAUGGCCCCUGAACGAACUCCUCGGGUCGGGGGUGAUUUUAAACCCGAGACAGCACCGAGGACCCGAGGGUCAGGCCCGAACCCGACGAGCCCGAAACCUCCUCCUCCUCAGAGUACUAAACCGAGCCCAGGCCCUCGACCGGCUCUCCCACAGAAACCCCGCAGCAGCAGCACACGCAGCAUCGACGAGGGCUCCGAGGCUCCUGCAGGAGGUCCGAAGGCUUCAUCUACGCUCCGGAAAGUACCCUGGGAAAAGGAUGGGUCCUCGAACCCUCCACAGAGCAGCUCAGGCUCCAAGAACUCCACUCAGGAAGUGGACAUGACAGGAGGAGGCAUUAGCGUAUUUAAAGUCGAGUCUGAGCUGGAGAAAGCAGCAGUACUGCACCAGGAGGAGGCGGAGUGCGAGGGAGAGCGAAGGACGUCCCCCUCCAGACCUGCGAGAACAACCUCGAGCACGAACCAGCAGAGUUCAGAUGAGAACGGGUCAAAGGUCAAGGACAAAUCGGCAGAGAAGGACAAGGACUCGAGUCAGAGCAGCAGAUCGGCAGAUUCAGGAGAGGAAGCAGAUAAAGAUUUUAUUUUUAUAUAGAAUGAGAGAGAGAGAGGGAGAGAGGGACCACAUCACUCGGUGUUUCCAUCCGUUUCAGGAAUCAAGACUGUUAAAAGUACUGAUGCAUUCCGCAGCACUCUCAGAGAUGUACGUGUGUGUGUGAGAGAGAGAGAGAGAGAGAGAGAGAGAGAGAGAGAGAGAUAAUGCACUCUCAUUCAAUUCUUCCGUAGCGUCUGAUCCGGUGUCUGAUCACCGGGACAGUAGAGGUUUCGCCGUAUGACGUGUCCUGUGUUAAUAUCCUCUUCGCUCGAACUCUCAUUAGGGCUGAAACACUGUUAAAGCAUUUAACGAUGUCUCGUUUGUGUACCGACACUAAGGGGCACUUUGCUAUCUGCCCUCGUGCCUUAGAGCUCCACUAUACUGUGAUCAGACUGCGCAGGACACUGACGGCAUCUCCGAUAACUUGUGCAUGUCUGAUUAUCCUUUAAACAGAACAAAAAUAACACAAAGAUUUCUCUGUAUUGUGUGUGUGUGUGUGUGUGUGUCAGGACUUUCAUCCAUUUCUAGUCUGUUUAAGAGGAACAGAUCGGACUCCUCGUGUGAGAUCCGAUUUCACACGCCUGAUUUUGUCCUGGAUCGUAUACUUACUGUCAGAUUUUGGAUGUGACUCACGAUCAGACGCUUCCUAAAUUAUUCAUGUGAAUUAGUGAUCUGACUUACCAACUCUUUAGGCAUGAGAUCAGAUUUUUGCAGUUCUAGGAUCUGGGAUCAGAUUUAUCCCAAUAAUCCAGCGUAAUUGGUUCUAAAAUUAGAUUUUCUCUGGUUAACUGUGGCCUGGCAUCAGACCCAUCCAUUUCAAAGUCUAAUCUGAGAUUAGACUCCUCAGUCUCCUGUUGAAGGUCAUUCGGGUUCAGAUUUAUUCUUGGUUUUUGAUCUAAGAUCAGACCAGUUUCUAAUCCAUCUAGGAUCAGAUCAUAUUUAUUAUCAUGUGAGAUUAGAUCCCUUGUGAUUUUAUUUUAUUAUUAUUAUUAUUAUUAUUAUUUUUUUUUUUUUUUAAGAAAUGGAUGAAUGAGGAGCAGAUUGGAUGUAUUUUUAGAGAUUUAGUAUCAGAUAUUUUCUGAGAUAAUACUUCUCUAUUUAAUCCUCCAGAAUCUAAGUUUAGAUCAGAUUGCCCUGGUUUAUAGUGAUGUGAUCAGACACCUUCUGUAUUUAUAAUCAUGUCUCAGAUCAGACUUGUGUCUUUAUGCUAAAAAUCAGAUUCUUCUCCCAGACCGGAGGUGUCAAGUAUCAUAUGAUCUGAGAUCAAACUUUUACACUCUGAUUUCUUGUUUGAUUAUGCUACUCAAAGAGCAUGUGCAGGCAGUGUAAAAAUCCGAUUCAGGAUCAGACUCGCCUGAGUCGAAACUUUUGUGUGAGAGAGUGUGAGUGUGUGUCGAGAUCCGAUGAGUCUGAUUUAGCAAAUAAGAACAGAUUUUAUUUCCUCUUGUGUUUAAUUCAACGAACAAGGAGUCAAAUUGUGAACAAAUAUAAACAAAAGCAACUCCAGGUUGAUGAGCAGUGAUGAAAACAAAAUUUGAAAGAUUUAUUUAUUUAAUCAUUUUAAUUUGCCUUUUCAGAUUUUCAUAAAUACACACCAUGUUUGUUUUUAUUUAUUUUAGUUUAAAUGGGGCAAGAAAACUGAACUGGGAUCAGCUAUGGUAAAUUUAAGAAUUAUUUUUUGAAUUCUAAAAAAUUCUGGUACAAGUUCAAAUAAAAACCUUCAUCACUUUUUGAAUUUUUUUUUUUUUUUUUUUUUUUUUUUAAACUAUAAAAGUUUGUGAUUUGCAAAUUACAUUGCACUUUUUUAUACGCCAUUUAAGGAAAGGGGGUGGAGCUUAGAGCAGAUGAUUGACAGUUCAUACUUGGUGAGGUUUUAUCUGUACUUCUGUCUCAUUAAUAAAACUGCACUCUGAGGUAUGGGUUCUGAUGUAAUUAAUGAGUUUGUUUGUGAACACUGACACACCUGUGGAGGGCGGAGUUUAUGUUAAUGAGGUACUGAGUACGUUCAGAUACCAGGAAGAGGCUGGUGUCCCCUUUUUCAUUUUAUUUUACUUUUUCGCCUCGUCCACAGCUCUUCCACUGCACAUGUACAUUUUGUUGAUAUGAACAAUUUAUAUUAAUGUGAUUGUAUAAUGAUUUAAUGUUAUUAUUUUCUUUGAGGUUAAAGGAAGAGGAUUAAUGUAUGUAUGCAGAUCAGUGUUAAUAUAUAAUGUGAUCUUUUGUUUAAAAGUGUGUAUGUUAGUAUUUUGGCCUGGUUUGAACUCUUAACACAUUUCACUCGUGCACUCUGUAGUUUGUGGACGUUUCUUUUAUUUCGAACACGUUUCUAUCAAUCAGAUUAAAGGUGAUUUUACACA
Molecule: messenger RNA, 6959 nt
Organism: Tachysurus vachellii
Lineage: Eukaryota; Metazoa; Chordata; Actinopteri; Siluriformes; Bagridae
Product: F-actin-uncapping protein LRRC16A-like
Exons: 38
Coding region: 439-4602 (1387 amino acids)
Biological process (GO): regulation of Arp2/3 complex-mediated actin nucleation; cell migration
Cellular component (GO): lamellipodium; plasma membrane
Molecular function (GO): protein binding
Source: RefSeq, a predicted model, not a curated record